AAAACCCGGCCCGAAAACCGUCCUUAUUCCUCUCCGACGAUCAUCUGCCUCCUCCGUUCUUUUCUUCCAGGCGGCUCAGAUUCUAAAUUUAAAUGGCAGCAGUGAUGGAUGGCUCAUCUCAGGAUACACAAUCUAAUUCUGUCACAGGUUUAGAUUCUAACAAUGUCGAAAGGAGGAUGGCAAAUGAUGAUCAGCGCUUCCUCUUGUACUUCAUUAUGGGUACCUACUUUGGGCCUGGUCUUAAAGGAGAGAACCUGCCAAAGUCAGUUCUGCAAAGAAUAGCCGAGCGACUUCCACCAUAUACUUUUAAGCAACUAGGUGGAUCCCACCUGAAAACUGCAGAGGUAGAGCAGGUGUACUAUUAUGUUCUUCGGAAGGCUGAUAAAUCUGCCAUUGUUAAAUUACCUGUGUUAUUCCAGUUCUUCCAUGGUAACCUCCUUAGCCAUCGAGAAGACACCACAGCCAACUACCCUCAGUUUCCUGAUCUAUUUCCUCUCCUACUCCACCCCCAUUCACAGUUCAGUAACAGAUACAAUAUCUUUGAGAACAUUGUAUUUAUUAAUAACCCAGAAACGCAUUACAUUAAUACAGAGGAUAUUGAAAGAUUUAAGAGGCUAACUGGGCUGGAGGAGUUUCUUCUGGAUAGAGAUGCUGCAAGGCUGCAUACUUAUCCUGAUGGAAGUGUUUCAUAUAAUGUGUCGGUACAGGAGCCAGAGUCCAAUGGAGAGUCACCUCCCACUAGUUCUUGUCAAAGUUCUAGGGGAACAAAACAUUUAGAUAAUCUCGUGGAAUCGAAUGAUCCUCUGAAACAUGUGCAUGUUGUGGCACCUAUCAGUAGUGUGCCAUAUAACAGUACGCCUAUGCUGUGUAGUUAUAUGGCCCCUUUAUCUACUAAAGAUGAGUCUGAUCCUGUGGAGAAGGUCGAUCCUGCUAUGAUUUUUCUUCCUUCUCUUCCAACUAAAAGAGAGUGGUCCAAUAUUGUAGCUGCCACCAGAGAUGGAUUUGCUUUAACUGGGAGUGCAGCAAAGAGGCAGGUGGGACCAACAAUAGGGCUGAUUGACAUUGGAGAAUGUGAGGAUUCAUACUUGUUUCGUGUAUCUCUUCCUGGAGUGCGAAGAGAUGAAAGGGACUUCAGCUGUGAAGUUGAAAAUGAGGGCCGAGUGUUGAUAAGAGGAGUGACAAUAACAGGUGAGAAGACAGUCUACAGAUACUCUCAGAUGUUUGAAAUGCGAACACAGAAUCUGUGUCCGUCAGGGCAUUUUUCUAUCUCAUUUCAGCUGCCUGGUCCAGUUGAUCCUCAGGAGUUUUCUGGUAAUUUUGGGACAGACGGAAUUCUGGAGGGUGUUGUGAUGAAACGAAAAGAUGUCAAAUAUGCUUAACUAAAAUUUAGUCAGUCCCUAUAUAUUUGUGAUAUUACAAAUCCUAUUUCGUGAUAUUGCCGUUGAAUGGAUGCAUGGUGAAGGUCAAAUUCUAUUUAGUCAGCUGAUUUCAUA
Messenger RNA from Prunus mume (Japanese apricot), 1493 nucleotides. RefSeq names its product increased DNA methylation 2-like. Gene Ontology annotation, cellular component: nucleus. The record is from RefSeq and is a predicted model, not a curated record. NCBI's taxonomy places the organism in Eukaryota, Viridiplantae, Streptophyta, Magnoliopsida, Rosales, Rosaceae.